This is a messenger RNA of Harmonia axyridis, 2393 nucleotides long. Its product is annotated as parafibromin-like. Gene Ontology annotation, cellular component: Cdc73/Paf1 complex. The coding region runs from base 618 to 2174 and encodes 518 amino acids. Gene Ontology annotation, biological process: transcription elongation by RNA polymerase II; positive regulation of transcription elongation by RNA polymerase II. Gene Ontology annotation, molecular function: RNA polymerase II complex binding. The record is from RefSeq and is a predicted model, not a curated record. Lineage: Eukaryota; Metazoa; Arthropoda; Insecta; Coleoptera; Coccinellidae. The transcript has 9 exons.
AUCACAGAUUACUAGCACAGAUUACUUAAUUGAUUACUUAGUCUGUGUUACUAGUUAGUCUGUGGUUCUAUCUUUGAAUUGACAAAUGUGCAUAGAAUAAUAGUCAAAUCUUUAUGGUUCUCAUUUUUUGUUAUGAUUUCUAUGAUUAUUACUAAAACCACAGAAUAAUCAUAUAUUUCUCCUAAUAAAGCUAUAUAAAUGAAUAUGGAAUAAGAGAUUUAGCAUAUUAACUUUUUGAAUCGCAAAUCAUUUGUAAUAAUCAUCGAUCACUUCAGCGAACCCCAAUAACUUGAAACAUAACCUAACCUUAGAUUAUAUUCUGUGUCUAAACCGUUGUUUAGAAGAAAACGUUUUUUCUUCUUCAACCCAUAAACAUAUUCUGUGUUCUGUGAUAAUCAACUUCAAUUUAAUACAUUGUGGCCAUUAGUGAACUAACUGUUUAUCUACGAGGCAACACAAACACUGUGUCCGCUUCGCCUAUAUAACAAAUAGUUUAAUUCAGUGUUUGAGGGUGAAAUUUCGGUGAAGUGAAGUGGUAACACUGAUGAAAAUAAGAGUCGCCGAUGUGACACUUAUGACUGAUAGAAAUAUACGAGUGAGCUUGUAAAUAAAUAAAUAUGAUUAUGGCUGAUCCAUUAAGUUUACUUCGUCAAUAUAAUGUUAGUAAAAAAGAAAUCAUUGAGAGACAUGGACAAAUAAUAUUUGGGGAAUUUUCAUGGCCCAAAAAUGUAAAAACCAAUUAUUUGAUGUAUGGAUCGGGAAGAGAAGGAGAGAAGGAAUAUUACACUUUGGAAUGUUUACUUUUCAUUUUAAAAAAUACAAAUUUAACACAUCCAGUAUAUGUACGAGAAGCAGCUGGAGAAAAUAUACCAGUUGUGAGGAGACCUGACCGUAAAGAACUAUUAGCAUAUUUAAAUGGAGACACCUUAACUUGCUCUGCUAUUGACAAGAGUGCCCCACUUGAGCUUCCAACACAAGUAAAAAGAUCUGCUGAUUAUGAUGCGUCAGAUAUUCCAUCCAAAAAGCCUCGUUUGGAGGAUUCACAUGUUCAAAAAGUUCGAGAAAAACUUGCAGCAAGGCUUGAUGCACCUAAAGAAUCAACAGUUACUGUCACGAAUAACAUAAAAUCUUUAUCAGAGGCUAUGUCAGUUGAGAAAAUUGCUGCAAUCAAAGCUAAACGUUUAGCAAAGAAAAGAACAACAAUCAAAGGUAAUGAUGACAUAGGCCAGAAGUAUGAUAUCAAAGCCAUUCUAGAAUUUGACGUUGAUAUAACGAAAGAUAUAAUCAGUAAGGAAAGACAAUGGAGAACUAGAAACACUAUUUUGCAGUCCACCGGCAAAACGUUUGCCAAAAAUAUCCUUGCAAUGUUACAUAGUAUUAAAGCUAGAGAAGAAGGAAGACAUAGACCAGUGCCUCAAGCUCCUAUCAUAACUCCUCGUCAGACUCCUAUAAGACCUGCUGUACAACCAUCAGUAUACAGCAGGUACGACCAAGAAAGGUUCAACAGACUGAAAGAAGAAACUGAGGGAUUCAAGAUCGAUACUAUGGGAACCUAUCAUGGUAUGACGUUAAAAUCGGUGACUGAGGGAUCUGCAAAAGCUAAGCAACAAAUGCCCCAGCCUCAAGCGCCUGUAGCUGCAAGCAAUAACAGGCCACCACAAAGUGGCAUUCCACCAAAAAAAGUAUCUAGGACACCUAUCAUUAUCAUUCCUGCUGGAGCCAAUUCGUUAAUAUCAAUGUACAACGUGAAGGAUAUUUUGCAAGAUUUGAAAUUUGUUACAGUGGACCAAAAGAAAGCUGGAGGUGGUAAGAGAGAUAGUGAAGUACUGAUUCAGAGAAGAAGGAAUGAUCAAACCGUUCCUUAUCGCGUGGUAGACAAUCCAGCCAAGUUGCGUCCCAUCGAUUGGGAUAGGGUGGUUGCAGUUUUUGUUAUGGGUCCAGCUUGGCAAUUCAAGGGUUAUCCCUGGGAGAACCCUGUAGAAAUUUUUGCAAAAGUUGCUGCUUUCCACUUGAAAUACGAUGAAAUGAAGAUAGAUGCUAAUGUUGCAAAAUGGGCAGUAACGGUUAUUGAAUUAUCCAGAACUAAACGGCAUUUAGACAGAGCUGCACUGAUGGUAUUUUGGGAAAAAUUAGAUAAGCAUAUAAUGCAGUUCAAACCUCAUCUUAGAUUCUAAGGAAAUACAAUUUUGACUUGUAAAAUAGAAGAUUCAAAAUGAAAAUAAAUUUGUUAGUUUUUAUUGUUUAGUUUGUAUUUUAACUUUUGUUCUCCUCUCAGAUUUUUUGAACAAAUUGAUGAUUUGUACCAUACUUUUCGUUUUAUUUUUUCGCCAAAAAGAAAAAUAAAAAGGAAAUACAAUUUUGACUUGUAAAAUAGAAGAUUCAAGAUGAAAAUU